AUGCCACCACGAUCCCGCAAUGUGACGUCCGGCGCCGUCUCCGAAUCCUCCCCGCUGAGCCCGAGAAGAAGCGACCCAACGAAGAACAAAAAGAGAGACAUUGACGAGCUGCAAGAGCAGAGCUCACCGCUGAGGCGAUCCAAGCGGUUCAAGUCGACCGAGGCAUUAAAUGCUUCGCCAGUCCCAGGCCAGUCCGAAAUCAUCGACGGCCCAUCUGCUGUCGAUUUGAGGCAAAAGAAGCCGGGAGUGUCUCCACAAAAGAGGAAAUCACAGCCUAGAGUUUCGGUAAAGGAAGAAGUCGAGGAGGACAUCGAGAUAACCGUUAAUACGAAGCUGGAAAAAGGGAGUCAGGCAGAGCCAGACAACGCAGAUCAGACCACUACAGUGACGGGAAAGAUCUCGAGAAAGAGGAAGACCAAGCGGGAAAAGGAGCUCGAGAUGCCUCCUCUGAGAGCCAGAACUCAAGGUGUGCGCAUUGGUAACUCAUUCGCCCUCUUCCUAAAAUCGCAGAGGAAGUGGGAAAACCCUCCCCUGCAAGAUGAUCAUCGAGAUCAGUUCCGUCAGAUGUGUCUGGAACACAAGUAUGACGGCGCAAAGCACAUACUCCCCCAUGGCUCAUAUCUCGUCAACCUAGCACAAGAGGACAAGACCAAGGCCAAGCAGGCAUACGAUUCGUUCGUAGACGAUCUCCGCCGCUGCGAAGCGCUUGGAAUCACUCUCUACAACUUCCACCCCGGAAGCGCCAACCAAAGCAGCCUCUCGGAGGCCCUCUCAAGGCUCGCCAAGGCCCUGACCAACGCCCUCGAAGCCACCUCAACCGUCGUCCCCGUCCUCGAGACGAUGUGCGGCCACGGCACCACAAUCGGCGGCUACCUCCCCGAGUUCCGGGAUCUCCUCGCCCUAAUCCCGCGCGAGCACCACCCCCGCAUCGGCAUCUGCAUCGACACCUGCCACAGCUUCGCAGCAGGAUACGACCUCUCCUCGCCAGCAGGCUACCAGUCCUUCAUGAAGGAAUUCGAAGACCAAAUCGGCCUGCAGCAUCUCCGCGCCCUGCACCUCAACGACUCCAAAGCCCCGCGCGGCAGCAAGCGCGACCUCCACGCCAACAUCGGCACAGGCUUUUUGGGUCUUCGCGCCUUCCACAACAUCAUGAACGACCCGCGCCUCGAAGGCCUUCCCAUGAUCCUCGAGACGCCCAUCGACCGCCCCGCCAACCCAACCGCCGCCGCAAACAUCAAGGACGAAGCAAGUGACGCCGAGGCCGACCCGGCCGCUGACUCCGAAGUUGAACCCGAGCAAAACAGCAAGAAAAAGACCCCCAAGCGGACCAAGUCCAAACCCGCCGGCGCGAAGGCUCUCGUUCCGGACCCAUCCGUCUGGGCCCGCGAAAUCGCCCUCCUCGAGUCCCUCAUCGGCAUGGACCCCGAAAGCCCCGAGUUCAAGGCCCUCGAGGCCCAGCUCGCCGAGGAGGGCCGCGAAUUCCGCGCGAAACACCAGGAGCAGUAUGAGCGGAAACUGGCGGCCGAAGAGAAGAAGAAGAAUAAAGCUGCGGGCGCGGGGAAGGGCCAGAAGACGGAAGGGGCUAAAAAGGAGGCUGAGAGCGAGAGCGAGAAUGAGUUAGAGAGUGAGGAUGAAGGAUGUCAGAGCCAUUGA
This is a messenger RNA of Aspergillus novofumigatus IBT 16806, 1653 nucleotides long. RefSeq names its product DNA-(apurinic or apyrimidinic site) lyase APN1. The transcript is spliced from 5 exons. Gene Ontology annotation, cellular component: mitochondrion; nucleus. The coding region runs from base 1 to 1653 and encodes 550 amino acids. Gene Ontology annotation, molecular function: phosphoric diester hydrolase activity; zinc ion binding; DNA binding. Lineage: Eukaryota; Fungi; Ascomycota; Eurotiomycetes; Eurotiales; Aspergillaceae. Gene Ontology annotation, biological process: base-excision repair. The record is from RefSeq and is a predicted model, not a curated record.